Molecule: messenger RNA, 1676 nt
Organism: Klebsormidium nitens
Lineage: Eukaryota; Viridiplantae; Streptophyta; Klebsormidiophyceae; Klebsormidiales; Klebsormidiaceae
Source: the annotation of a GenBank genome assembly
CAGACGAGUUGAUCACCAUUGAAUCAAACAGGCGGCAUUGCAACAACGCCUACGGAGCCGAGCCUUUUCCUCUCUUCAUGGCUGAAGUGGUUGAGUCUGCACUGCGCACGAUGGACAUUGGGGCGACGAGUCAAAAGGUGGCGCUCAUCGCUGGCGUCACAGGAAUUGUCGGCCAUGCACUCGCCGAGCUUCUGCUGGAUACUGGCGGGUGGAAAGUGUAUGGCAUCUCCAGGAGGCCCAAGGACAACAUGCCGAAAGGGGUCAAGUACAUCCAAACGGACCUCUUAGACCGCGAGCAGACAAAGUCCAAGCUGAGCCCGAUUGCUGACGAAGUCACCAACGUGUUCUAUGUCACGUGGGUGAUGCGCGAGUCCGAGGACAAGAACAUCGAGGACAACACGGCCAUGCUCAAGAACCUGCUUGAUGCCCUGGUCCCCGCCCAGAAGCUGCGCCACCUGAACCUGCAGACGGGCACGAAGCACUAUUUGGGCCCGUUCGACCAGCUGGGCAAGCUGCCCAUCGAGACGCCGUUCAAGGAGGACAUGCCGCGGCUGCCCGUCAAAAACUUUUACUACAACCUGGAGGACGUCACCUUCGAGUACGCGGGCAAGCACGGCUUCAGCUGGAGCGUCUCGCGCCCGCUUGACAUCAUUGGGUUCGCCCCGGGCAACGUAAUGAAUCUGGGCCAGGGCUUCGCUGUGUACGCCGUUAUCUGCAAGCACACGGGGCGGCCAUUCAUCUUCCCCGGGAGCAAGCAACUGUGGGACGGCCUCACCGACUCGAGCGACUCGGAGCUGAUCGCCGAGCACCACCUCUGGGAGGCGACCGAGCCCCGCGCCAAGUACGAGAUCUACAACGUGGUCAACGGCGACGUGUUCCGGUACAAGCGGAUGUGGCGCCGCAUCGCCCAGUACUUCGACAUUGAGCCGGCGGAAUACCCCGGUCACCCGACGGACAUGGCGGACUACAUGAAGGACGCGGGCCCUAUCUGGGAGGAGAUCGUGGCGAAGCACAAUCUGAAGAAGGUGCCCGUCGAGGAGCUGGCGCCCUGGUGGUUCCUCACCGCCACGCUCGGCCGCCCAAUCGAGACCGUCAACGAUAUGAACAAGAGCAAGGAGCACGGAUUCCUCGGUUUCCGGAACACCGAGAAGUCAUUCCCGAGGCUUUUUGACAGGAUGAGAGAGGAGAAGUACAUCCCGUAAGCCUUGCUAGAUAUUCUAGAUGAGCCAGGUGUAACAUAUCUCGCGUGGCGAUGUACGAUAGCCGGCCUUCUCUAGUGUGUAGAGAAGGCCCUGCCUAAUUAGUCAAGCUAGUAGCGCGCAUGUCCUUCAGGGUAGAAAAAUUUUGCCGGGCUUUUUCUAACGAAAAUUGCUGGUGCAGAGAAAAGCUUACUUGCACCAUAUAGUUGGUUUGUAAAUACGUGCAACAACGGAAGGACGCGGCUCAGAGAUCAGAAACCAGCGGUGAUCGAGCAUGGCAGUAGCUUCUCUCUAUGUCAAGAGUUCUUUUAUACACAGUGGGCAAAGGCACGAUCUGCUACGGCGAACAAGUACACUGUUCCGACUAUAAGCCUCUAGCUUAGACACGCUUGGACGGCACAUGUUACCACGAAAACUUCAUGCCAAAUUGGCUUCCGACGAUGUCACGUUUUUUUCCUGAUUGCACGAUCGUUUUUC